AAUACAGAAAAAGAAAGAAAUUUUAUAACGACUGUGAAAUAAAAUUUGACAUAAGAUUUAGUGGCACGUGUGUUUUAUGACGUGAAUGUUUGGCAUUUUACUUCUUUCCAAAAUAUCAUCUUUUUUGUAAUAAAACAAAAAUGUUGAUUUCGGAGGAUCAAAUACAAGAGCUUUACGAGAUCAACGAUGAUCCGAAGCGGAAAGAAUUUCUGGAUGAUUUGUUUUCGUUUAUGCAAAAGAGAGGCACACCCAUCAAUCGUUUACCAAUAAUGGCGAAAUCCGUUUUAGAUUUAUAUGAAUUAUAUAAUUUGGUCAUAGCACGUGGCGGUCUAGUUGAUGUUAUCAAUAAGAAAUUAUGGCAGGAAAUCAUAAAAGGACUACAUUUACCAUCGAGCAUAACGAGCGCUGCAUUCACGCUGAGAACACAGUAUAUGAAAUAUCUCUAUCCCUACGAAUGCGAUAAGAAAAAUUUGAGUACACCCUCCGAACUACAGGCCGCCAUCGACGGUAAUCGCCGCGAAGGCCGCCGCUCCAGCUAUGGCCAAUACGAGGCAAUGCAUAGUCAAAUGCAAAUGCCACAAAUCGGCCGUCAAUCGCUGCCGCAAGGCAUUCAACAAAUGUCACCGUUGGCGCUUGUCACACACGCCGCCAACAAUCAGCAGGCGCAAGCAGCGGCCGCCGCUGCUGCCGCACACCAUAGACUGAUGGCGCCCACCUUCGGCCAAAUGCCGAAUUUGGUGACGCACGAGUUCGAACAGCGUAUGAUGGAAUACCUAAAACUUAUACAGGUGAAGAAGGAGCAACAGAGUAGCGUUGCCGCGGUUGCAGUAGCGGCGGCGGCGGCCGCUGGCGGCAAUGCUGCCGGAGUUGGAGUAGGCGAGGCUGCUGCGGCAGCGAUGGCCGCGGGGCGUGUAGGUGCAGGUGCAGCUUCUGCCGGUGUUGGGGGUGGUGGUGGUGGCAGCGCCGGACACAUAAAGCCGCAACGCCAGCGUUCACAGAGCCCAGAGAUGAGUACACGCGAGGCGAUGAACGCGUUGGAGAUGUCACGUGUAGCCUUUUGGCAAAUGUAUCACAACAACACCAGCCCGCCAGCGUCGAUGAAUGCCUCGCCGCAGGGAAGUGCUUUAGGUGCCGCAAGCAUUGGCGGUGGUGGCGUCAGCGGCGGUGUUGCACUUGGCGUAGCGGGUCUGAGCGAACAGCACAGCGAGGCUUUGAAUCUUUCCGACUCACCGCCCAAUCUCACCAACAUAAAACGGGAACGUGAACGCGAACAAACACCGGAUGCUUGCGACCGCGACGAUUUCCAACAUCAACCACCGCCAGCGAAACGUGGCGUUGGUGGUGCGUCAGCUCUCAGCUUUCCAACCAGCUUUUAUCUACCGCCUGGCAUGGCAGCAGCAGCAGCAGCGGCAGCGGCCAAUUUUCAUCAACACAACAGCAACAAUCUGCCACAGGACUCGGAUGGUGAGGAUAACGACGAGGAUGGCAGCGAUGCACAUAACAUGACUGGCAACUCAUUGACACAUGCGGGCGGAGGCGGUGACGGUGACGGCGGCGACGGCGACGGCGACGAGAACGAUCGGUCGGCAUCAAUGAAUGGUCAUCACCACCACCACCCGCAGCAUCAUCGCCAUCAGCAUUUGCCACACAAUUUGCACCUGCCGCAUCAUCAACAUCUCGGCAACAGUUCGAGCGGUAAUCACGAUAAGUCUGAUGACUCGGCCAUUGAGAAUUCGCCUUCGACUAGUGCGGCGUCCGCAGGUGGUGGCGGUGGCGGUAGUGGUGAUGGUGGUGCUGGCAGCGGCAAUGGCAUUGUUGGCGUGAGCAGUGGGCACAUCUCUCCGAUAUCCACAAAGAAGAUACAUCUCUCUAAACAGCAUAAUAAUAAUAAUAAUAAUGGUGCCACUUCAGCGAUGGACUGCAGCGGCAGUGGUACGGGUGGGCAAUCUAGAAGCCCAGGUUUGGGUGGUGUAGAAGAUGCUCUCAACCUGCUAUCGGGCAUGCAAUUCCGCGUUAUGCGAAAUGGCACUAGCGCCAAUGGUGAACCACAAUUGGUCGUCAAUCUCGAAUUAAACGGCAUAAAAUAUUCGGGUCUAUUAAUAGCCAAUACAACCGGUAACAGUUCCAGUAACAUCUCACCCGCGGACCUAAGCCAGAAUAAAACGGAACUCUUAGACAGCAAUAAUAUAACAGAUACGACGGAGGAAGCCAAAGAUGUGAGCGGGGGUGGUAUAAGUGGCGCAGAUGCUGAUAUCGAAGAUGAAGACAUUGCCGAUGCAGCCAGUACAACGAGUACCGAAGAAACGCCGACAAAAGUGAUGAAAAGUGGAGGGGCUGCAGUUGGAGCUAAUAGCAAUGGACCCUUAAGCGAUGGUGGCGUUUUACAAGAUGCGCUUAUGACAACGUCAUAAGCAGAGGCAAAGGAGAAGGAGGGAAAAUGUGAAAAAGGAAAAAUAUUUACAGGAAACUAUUUGUAGUUAGGGUUGCUGCCGCAACAGUGAGCCAGAGGGCAACAGCAGAGUGGACAGCUACAAAACUACGAGAAGUGUAGGAAGAAAAAGUUCAAACCUUUGCUAUGAUAACUACUUAUAGAAAAUAAGCAUACCGAAAUAUGACUGGAAUAAAGAAAAUCCUAGAAUAAUAUAAAAUGAAAAUGUUCCACAGCUCACGCGGAAUUGUACAUAGAAUAAGACAACAAAUAAGGAGUAAAUAAGAUCUACUCUACCAUGUGCGACCUAGAUCGUUCUUUAGUAAAAAUUUCUUUCGAUGCUUACGGCAUUGCUUUAAUAAUAAAUAACUUUCAAAUCUCUACACUCGACGAAGUAAAUGCACCAGGCUAUUAAGGAGCAUUUCAAAUUCCGAACAAUUUCAAGGACUGAACUCAAAACACAGAAACAAUAUUAACAUCGGAGGCGACAGAAGUAAUCGUAGCUUGCAUUUCCUAAUCAAUCUCUGCGUUUAGAAACCGUUUCAAAGCUUUUUUUUUUUUUUAAUUUUUAAAGCGAACUGAAGCGAAUGGAAGGAAGCUACAGGGCAAAAAUGUCUUAUUAAGUAUUUCUGAGUGGUAGUGCUUCAAAAUUAGAAAUAUUUAUAAAAAAUGGUGGUUUAAAAAAAUUGUGAAAGCAGGAAAAAUGCACAAUACUGAAGGAUAAGAAAAAUCUUCGGAACCCAGCUCUAAAUGAAGAAUAGAAAUCGUGCAUAUUUGCAAGUAAACUAAAAAUACCAAAGCAUACAAUUGAUUUAACAUAGAAAUGUACAUACAUACAUACCUACAUACAUACCUACAUACAUAAUUUUAAUUAAAGUGUUAUUUUUCUGUAAGAAAACUACUAGAAAACUAAGCGCAGCUGCAUUUGUAAUAGCUUCACUUAAGCGAGUAUUUUAACUUUAAAUAUAUCUGCUAUUAAUUUCGGUUAUAAACUUAAAGAUUGAUAUAUAAACACACACAUAUGUAUGCAUAUGACGAAUUUGUCAACAAAAAAAAAAUAUUUGCCUAAAUUUAGUUUAUAUAUGGAAAUCCUGAAUGCUUAUAAAAACUAAUU
Molecule: messenger RNA, 3542 nt
Organism: Rhagoletis zephyria (snowberry fruit fly)
Lineage: Eukaryota; Metazoa; Arthropoda; Insecta; Diptera; Tephritidae
Gene: retn
Product: retained
Biological process (GO): regulation of transcription by RNA polymerase II
Cellular component (GO): nucleus
Molecular function (GO): DNA binding
Source: RefSeq, a predicted model, not a curated record